CAUUUUGACUUCACCUGAAUAUAUAUGUGUGUGUUUAAUAUGUGAGAGACAUGAGUCUGGAUGACGACACGCGCUGGCUGGAAUGGGUCACCAAGCAGUUCGAGAGCAUUGCAGGAGAAGACAAAGAAAUCGACCUGGAUGAGUUUAAAACAGCUCUAAAGGUUAAAGAGUCAUUUUUCGCGGAGCGUUUUUUUGCCCUGUUUGACUCUGAUGGCAGCAGCUCCAUCAGUCUGGAUGAACUUCUCAAGGCUUUAGAUCUUUUGAUUCACGGCACUGAAACAGACAAACUGCGCUUCCUCUUCCAGGUCUACGAUGUGGAUGGCAGUGGAUCCAUAGACCCAGAUGAGUUGCGAACGGUUCUGAAGUCCUGCCUGCGGGAGAGUGCGAUCUCCCUCCCUGAGGAGAAGCUGGAUGAUCUGACUCUGGCACUGUUCGAAUCUGCCGAUAAAGACAACAGUGGCUCCAUCACCUUUGAAGAGCUCAAGGCAGAGCUGGAGACCUUCCCCGAGGUCAUGGAGAACCUCACCAUCAGUGCCGCCAACUGGCUGAAACCUCCAGAUCAGGAGCAGAACAAGCGUAAAACCCCCCGCUACCUGACACGUGCGUACUGGCACAACAACAGUCGCAAACUCUUCUUCCUCUGCCUGUACGGUCUCCUGAACAUCUUCCUCUUCAUCAUGGCCAUGCUGAAACAUGCAGACGGAGGACUCUGGAUUAUGCUGGCCAGAGGCUGCGGUCAGUGCCUCAACCUCAACUGCACUUUUGUUAUGGUGCUGAUGUUGAGGCGUUGUCUGACGUGGCUGAGGGCCACUUGGGUGGUCAGGGUCUUGCCUUUGGACCAGAAUAUUCUACUGCAUCAGAUCGUAGGUUACGCCAUCUUGAUCUUCAGCAUUGGACAUACGGGUGCUCACAUCCUGAACUUUGCCCGUUUGUCUCAGAAUGAUGGCGCGUACCAGCUGUGGGAGUAUCUGUUCACCAUUCGCCCUGGCAUCGGCUGGGUCAACGGCACUGCCUCCAUUACUGGCGUAGUAAUACAGAUUCUCAUUGGCCUGAUGGUGGUCUGUUCUAGCACAUUCGUCAGACGCAGUGGACAUUUCGAGGUCUUCUACUGGUCUCAUCUGUCCUACAUCUGGGUUUGGGCUCUGCUGGUCGUCCACUGUGCAAACUUUUGGAAAUGGUUUGUGGUUCCAGGAGUGGUUUUCCUCAUCGAGAAGCUUGUUGGAAUAGCAGUGUCCCGUAUGGGUGGCCUGUACAUAGUUGAAGUCAACUUAUUGCCCUCAAAGGUGACGCAUUUGGUAAUCAAGAGGCCUCCGUUUUUUCAGUUCAAACCUGGGGAUUAUGUGUAUAUAAACAUCCCCACUAUCGCCAAAUAUGAGUGGCAUCCGUUUACCAUCAGCAGUGCGCCUGAGCAGCAAGAAACGUUGUGGCUGCACAUUCGUUCAAUGGGCCAGUGGACAAACCGCCUGUACGAGUAUUUCAGACAACCGGACGCUCAGACCAUCAGCAACAAGAGGCUGACAGCCAGCCUGAGGAGCAGACGGCACCAAAGCAGAGCGCAGGAGGAAAUGUUCCGGUCUGCAAGCUGCAGUGGAUCUGUGGCAUCUAAUAAGGAUGAUGCUGUUGAACUGACCAUGUACCGGACAAACGGGACCCGAAGAAACUCCCAGAACCCCGUCUGUGACCCAGCAGCCCAGGCCGAACUAGGAGAUGCUUCUUCGGCCACCAGAGAAGUCAGUUUUCUGUCUGAACAUAGUAAUCUGACGGCAAAAUUAAGUGAAAACCACAGAUAUUGUAACAUUAAGUGUUAUGUGGACGGACCUUUCGGCACUCCAACUCGACAGAUCUUUGCAUCUGAGCAUGCAAUACUUAUCGGCGCUGGAAUCGGUAUCACUCCGUUCGCAUCCAUUUUGCAGAGCAUCAUGUUCCGCUAUCGUAUGAGAAAGCAGAACUGCCCCAACUGCAGCUACUCCUGGUGUGAAACCAUCAAAGACAAUGAAAUGAAGCUGAGGAAGGUGGACUUUAUUUGGAUCAACCGUGAUCAGAAGUCCUUCGAAUGGUUUGUGAGUCUCUUGACCAAACUGGAGAUGGACCAGGCAGAUGAAGAGGCAGAUGGUCGGUUUUUGGAAAUGCACAUGUACAUGACAUCAGCCCUCAGUAAGAAUGAUAUGAAGGCCAUAGGUCUGCAGAUGGCUCUGGAUCUGCUGGCCAAGAAAGAGAAGAGAGAUUCAAUCACUGGGCUUCGCACACGUACUCAGCCAGGAAGACCAGAUUGGGCAAAGGUUUUUCAGAAAGUGUCUGAGGAGAAGAAGGGAAAGGUUCACGUGUUUUACUGCGGUUCUCCAGCUCUGGCCAAAGUCAUCAAGGCCCAGUGUGAGCAUUUUGGGUUCCACUUUUACAAAGAAAACUUUUAAUUUAUUACUUCAGGUGU
This is a messenger RNA of Danio aesculapii, 2428 nucleotides long. It is a transcript of the gene nox5, whose product is annotated as NADPH oxidase, EF-hand calcium binding domain 5. Gene Ontology annotation, molecular function: superoxide-generating NAD(P)H oxidase activity; calcium ion binding. The record is from RefSeq and is a predicted model, not a curated record. Gene Ontology annotation, cellular component: NADPH oxidase complex; plasma membrane. The transcript is spliced from 16 exons. Gene Ontology annotation, biological process: defense response; superoxide anion generation. Bases 51 to 2411 code for a protein of 786 amino acids. Lineage: Eukaryota; Metazoa; Chordata; Actinopteri; Cypriniformes; Danionidae.